CCUAAUAACACCUUCCAAUCUAUCCAAAACUGGAGGGAAGCCUUACCAUAAUCCAAAUACGAAAGAAUAUUAUUUAUGGGAAAGUUAAAUAAAUUUGUAGGCAGUAAAAGGGCAGUGUAGUCCUUUCUGGUACAGCCAAUCAUAUUUGCACACUUUUGCACAUCAAAUGCAAUGCAAGCAAACAAACAAACAAAAAGCCUAAACACCACCCCCCACCCCACCCAUCCAUGUCCAUAUCCAUCCGCGUUCAAAACACAGUCCCCCCUGUCGAAUUGUAAUUCUAAUUAUUUUGGUGUCUCGUUCGGUGGCUGGGUCAACAAUGGCGGACCCUGGUGGGGUAUACGAGUUCAUGAAAGAAGAAAGCAACAGGGGAAAAGCAAGUCCGUCGAGGAGAAUGUUCUCGUGCCUCUACUGUCCACGCAACUUCCAGACUUCUCAAGCACUUGGCGGCCACCAAAACGCUCACAAGCGUGAAAGAGCUGCUGCUGCUGCUUCUCGACGAAACGAACCACCUACGAAUCAACUCCUCCAGAAUCAGAAUCAGAACCAGAACCAGAACCAGAACCAGCCUUAUUGGCUGCUGGUCAAACCCACCACCACCAUCCAACAACCCUUCUAUGGCUCCACCUCCACCUCCUCAGCACCUCUUUGUGUUCGAGGCAGUGCUUCCACUCCUCAGUCUCUCUCUCCUCCUGCCACUGACGACUCUACUGACCCUGUAAAUCUAGACCUCUCCCUCCGAUUAUAAUCUCUCUCUCUCUCUCUAGGUUAUAUGUUUGUGUUUGAUUACUUUUCUGAGGUUGGGUUUGGGUUUGGUUUAGUGGGGUUUUGAGGCACUGACUGACCUAAUUAACUUAACUAUGCUCCUAUGGAAGUAGCUAGAAAUGGAGAGAAUGGUUUUGAUUAGUUUCUUUUUUUCGAAUAUAUUUAAUGAUGAUGAUAUAUAGAAAGAAACUUAGCAAGUUGAAGUUUGAGCUAACUUUCUUCACUUUACAUUACAUCACGGGUUUAACUUAUUCAAAGUGUUAAG
Messenger RNA from Camellia sinensis, 1030 nucleotides. The record is from RefSeq and is a predicted model, not a curated record. Lineage: Eukaryota; Viridiplantae; Streptophyta; Magnoliopsida; Ericales; Theaceae.